GGGAGAGAAAAAAAAAAGAGAGAGAUGAGCUGGGCGGGAGGGUUCCUGGUGCACCACAUAACUGGCCCCCUUCCAAUUAAAGAAGAGAGCUUAUGUUAUUGAAGAGCAGCCUGGCCAAUCAGGCGGCAGUGAAGGCAAAGACGGCAGGAAAAAAAGCAGCAGAACGAGUGGGCAAGAGAAAGAAAAAAAACUGCAGUGUGUUUGUCUCGGAGCCUGCAGAGAAGGAGAAGAGCUCAAAGUCCACGAGGGAGCAGCCUGCACUUAAGGAUUUCUGAUUGACAGCCCUCUCAGAUUACUUCCAGACACAUUUCAAGAUUCGAGAUUUUGGCUGGACUGUGUGUGCAGCCUAAAUGACGAAGUGGAACUUGUUUAAGCAUCAGACAACGCCCAUGGUCGCAGCUAAGCCAACGGGGGCCAGUGCCUUGACUGAGACUCCAGCCUCCGUCGCAUUAGUCUCCGCUGACAACUCCACCGAGCCAGUCAACAAGAACGAUGCCUUCGACGAGAUCAAAAACAAGUUCCUGAAUGAAAUCGUCAAGAUCCCACUGCCGUCCUGGGCCAUCAUUGCCAUUGCCGUGGUCGCUGCUUUACUCAUUCUAACAUGCUGCUUCUGCAUCAUCAAGAAAUGCUGUUGCAAGAAGAAGAAGAACAAGAAGGGCAAGAAGGGGAAGGGUGACAUGGGGAUGAAGAACAUGAAAGGGGGAGAGAAACCUCAGGACGACGACGAUGAAGAAGACGAUGUGGAACCUGGGCUCACGGGAGACGAGAAAGAGGAAGAGGUCAAGGAGAAGGAAAAGCUGGGGAAGCUGCAGUACUCCAUCGACUAUGACUUCCAGGAGAACAAGCUGGCUGUGGGAAUCCUGCAAGCAGCUGAUCUGCUCUCCAUGGACAGCGGUGGCACCUCGGACCCCUACGUCAAGGUCUUUGUCCUCCCUGACAAAAAGAAGAAGUUUGACACAAAGGUUCACAAGAAAACUCUCAAUCCUGUCUUCAAUGAGACCUUCACCUUUAAGAUACCGUUCCAAGAGAUGGGAGGGAAGACUCUGGUUAUGUCUGUGUACGACUUUGAUCGCUUCUCCAAACAUGAUGUCAUUGGAGAGAUUAAAAUACCCAUGAACACCCUGGACCUGGCAAAGCCAAUUGAGGAGUGGAGAGACCUGGACAGCGCAGAUCAAGAGGAGCCAGAGAAGCUGGGUGACAUUUGCAUCUCCCUGCGUUACGUCCCCACUGCUGGCAAACUCACCAUCUGUAUUCUGGAGGCUAAGAACCUGAAGAAAAUGGACGUGGGUGGACUGUCAGAUCCCUACGUGAAAAUUAACCUGCUGCAGAACGGGAAGAGGCUGAAGAAGAAGAAGACAACAGUGAAGAAGAACACUUUGAAUCCCUACUACAAUGAGUCCUUCAGCUUUGAGAUUCCUCUUGAGCAAAUGCAGAAAAUCCAAGCUGUGAUCACAGUGCUGGAUUACGACAAGAUUGGCAAGAACGAUGCCAUUGGGAAGAUCUGGGUGGGAAGCAAGUCCACGGGGGCCGGGCUGAAACACUGGUCCGACAUGCUGGCCAACCCCCGCCGCCCCAUCGCCCAGUGGCAUCCACUGCAGCCAGAGGAAGAGGUGGAUGCCGCCCUCGCAGCCCUGAAUGCCAAGAAGUAAACUCCCACCACCUCCACACCUUCCCACCCAUGCAUUCCCCACCAUUUCCCACAUAUCAGUGUAUAUUCCAGAAGAAUACCCCCAACUGUACAUCUUCUCCCUCCACCACCUCCCCUCUCCUACUGCCACCUUUCAAAAAGAUCCAUAGAUACCAUUCGACAUGAUGGGAAACAAUACUUACAAAAAAAAAAAGCCUCAUGUUAUAUGAAAUCAUGUCACAGAAAAAAAAAAAGAAGUUACAGGAUGGACAGAUACUCCGUUGAUUUCCUUUAGAUCUAUUUUUGUAUUGGGGUUGUGGUUCCAUUAAUAAGAAUACAGAGUAGACUAUGUAGAAGAGUAAGAGUGCUGUAUGGAAAUGUGGUGAUAGAGGGGAUAAAAACAUACACAUUCAUAUUGUACUUCCCACCCCUUCCCUUUAGUGACACAGUUUGCUUAGAAUAGCGCUUAAUAAUAAAAUGCUUUAUACUGCCAUAUGAUAGAGAAAUAACACAAGCAGGUCCAUUCCUUAGGUGUCUUGUGCACCAUGUUCCAACACCUGCCAGUUAUCAUACUAGAUGAUUCUGUUGGUUUGAAGUACAUUCCUAGAGUUGGGUAGCAAAGUAGGGAUAGGGCACAUGUCCAGUUACCCACAAACGCACUGCCUUUUUUUGAUUGGUUAACCUUCCGCCCAUCGUCUCAGGAAAACUGAGAGGAAACUGAAGCUCCAUGCCUUUUUUUUCUAAACGGGUCGUUAUUAUUCAAAUACACCACUGGAUGAGAGGGAGAAGUGUCGGAUCCAGACACAGCUGGGCCCUUCGGUGACCUAAGGCUCACGUAGUGUUCCAUGAAAUGGUGCGUCAGGUGUGUAAGAGAGAGAGAGCGAGAGAGAGAGAAAGAGAGAAAAAUGGAUUUUCAAUUUAAAAAAAGUAAAAAACAAAAAAAGGGUAUUUCUGUAUUUUUUGACUGUCAUCUCAACAACAAAAAGUGUGGAAAUAUCAGAGCGGGUACAACACAGACUGAUCCCAACCGCCAGUGACAUGAUAUUUACAAGGCGUCGAUUACUGCCUGCUUCCACCUCCACUUCCAACGCCUCUGAUUCUGUAUCUCACUUGUUCAGUGCUACUGCCAUUAGUCAUGGACUUGACACAAGGGUUUUACUUCAAAGGAAUCCCUAUAACCGUCUUACAGUCAUAAAGGAGACAAGCCUUCCAAGUAACAAAAUAAGCAAUUUUCAACUACCAGGGACGCCUUCCAGUUAACGGUGUUGUUCUCUUCAUUUCUAUUUUUUCUGUCUCUUCUUUUCCUUUUAAUUAUCCACUUGUAUUUGUUUUUCUUAUUUGAUGCUUUUAUUCCUUGAGCACUUUAAAUCAAAAUAUUACGUUUAAGUACACUCAGAAACCAGAGCUUUAAUUAUUUGUGUGAGGAACAAUUGCUGGUUUAAAAAAAAGGAAAAAAAAGAGCAAAGAGUCGUUGUUCUUGUUUGUUUUCGGCCUCAGCUUUUUGUGUGUGCGUUUUAAUUGCUUAGAUAUUCCAUUUCUCACCUGAUUGCAAGGAUGUGGUCUGGAAGAAGGUUCUGAUCCAUGUGUAUUUUAUACACAGCUUACCAAACUGUUGAAUUUAAUUGCACUAAUGGGUGUUAUUCUGUUCUGUGGCAAUUUGACAAUUUGAUCUAUGUAGUUAUUUGUUUAUUUUUGAUAAAAAAAAAUGUUGCGCGAUUGAAUUUUUACUGCACAUGUGGCAUGCCAGACAGGUCUCCUCAUACAUAAACACAUUUAAAGUCCGAUGCUGCUCCCUGGCUUCUUCACAGAAUGUAUCAGGUUCGGUGUAGAGAGCCAAAGAUGUGCCCGAUGAAGCUCUGUCAUGCUAGCGUCUGUAGUUGAAUUCAAGUUGGUUACAAAAGUUCCUAAAACUACCUGAAACAAAAAUGUUCCUGAAAUAUUAUUUUAAAAUAAACAACAAUAGCCCUGUUUCCACCACAGGAACUUCCUCUAUAACCAGCGCCCUUUGUAGAUACUUGGUGCAUCUCCACUGCUGGAACUUUUCAUAGACGCUAGCAACUUUUGUGGGUACUACUGCUGGGACAAGGGUCUACAUUACCUUCCAGAAAGUCCAUCUCUUUCCAGCAUUGAAAAGCAGUAAAUCAAGAGCAGUGAAGCUUGGAUGCUGUUCGUGCUAACUGUCGCUGCACAAAUAAAAGCGCCUUCUGCUUUACUCCCACCUACUGGAGUGGAGUGGAAUGGAGGAUGUUGUUUCAUAGGUUCAUAGCACAAAAAUUAAGUCUGUAAAAUGACUCUCUAAUUUCUGAAAUCUUCACAAAAUUUAAGACCGUGAUGAAAACCCAGAACACCAACAGUCUAAGUAAAAAACGGUUUGUGGGACUAAAGGUUACGCACGUUACAAAGAAAAGUGGCUUUUCUUUCUUGACCCAGAAGUUUUGGCUUCUCUUUGGCUCUCUAUAUUUGUAAAUUCAAAUUCUGUUGAAGAGAAAUUGAAUAAAUUGGCAAAGGCUUACUCGUUAGUUAAAGUUCUGAUGUGCGUUGAGUGUGGACCCCGGUGUACCUCCUUGCUGGUCAAGCUGUUCAAAUCAGUGCUGUCUGAGAGCUCCAACAGCAAAAACUACCCGCUGACUGUGUGCGUGGGUCUCGGGCGACCCUUUAGACAUCCACACAGCUUUUCCGGGGAACUUAAUGAAUGUUGGCUCUUGUAUCUAUCUCUCUGCUGGACUUUCUUUCUUUCUUUCUUUUUAUAACCAUCGUAGACCGACUUUCUGUUUGUCAUCUCGUGUCAUUUUUUUUUCUUCAGUUAAUGAAGCAACACUUAAAGAAAAGGCAACAUGGAAGCAAUCAAGCAACCCAUUGGUGUGUAGUUUUGCCUAUAUACAUAGUUCAUACACGGUGAUAUUGCAUGUUUAUACAAACUACUGUACAUAAGAGCAUGUUUUAGAGACAAAGCAAAAAUAUCUCGUGUACGUAAAUGGGUGUCAUUUGUCAUUUUAAUAACACGACGAAGGGAAAAAAAAAAGAUGCACUGUAUAUUUUCUAAAUGAAACAAAUGUGUAUUUAUUUUCCAUGAGGGUCAUUGGAGAGAAUGUCAUACAAAUAUUAAGAGUACUAUUACUAAUAAGAACCUUUCCACGCCUGAAAUUCUUAAGCAAGUGUGUCGUCCAGUACCGUGUGUGAGUUCAUGUAGGAUGAAAAUGUAGCCGCAUGCUUGCUAUCUAACUCCUUGUGAUCUAAUUUCUGUUUUUAAUUUGAUGCCAUUUAUGUGCCAUUAAUUUUGUUUCAGCACUUAUCUGAGAUUAUUUUACUGCUGUUGCUUUUUUUAAACAAAAAGAAAAAAAGAGGAAUUUUUAACUUUUAAUGUUUUGGAUAAGGGAUCUCCAAGUCUGUAAGGACUAUUUUCUAACGCCAGAUUUGAGACUGUGUUAUUCUGAAAAUGACUGAACAGUUACAUGAUCUGUAGGUGGACUGUAGGUGUUUGUGCCAGUGCUGACCCUGAGUGGAAUACGUUGGGUCAUAUCUUUAUAUAAAAACGCAUUUCCAGGGGCCAAAAUAUGAAUAAUCCAAUUCCAGUGAACACAGAUGACUUGGAAUCCCUUCUUCUCUCUGUCUUUACUUGGAGGUUUUUAUUUAUCUCUUCUAUUUAAAUGACCUGAAACACUUCA
Molecule: messenger RNA, 5292 nt
Organism: Mugil cephalus (flathead mullet)
Lineage: Eukaryota; Metazoa; Chordata; Actinopteri; Mugiliformes; Mugilidae
Product: synaptotagmin-2-like
Exons: 11
Coding region: 351-1649 (432 amino acids)
Biological process (GO): synaptic vesicle endocytosis; regulation of calcium ion-dependent exocytosis; regulation of dopamine secretion
Cellular component (GO): dense core granule; axon; synaptic vesicle membrane
Molecular function (GO): clathrin binding; calcium ion binding; phosphatidylserine binding
Source: RefSeq, a predicted model, not a curated record